Ziziphus jujuba (common jujube) is the source of this 2718-nucleotide messenger RNA. Its product is annotated as vacuolar-sorting receptor 3. Gene Ontology annotation, molecular function: calcium ion binding. The coding region runs from base 382 to 2310 and encodes 642 amino acids. Lineage: Eukaryota; Viridiplantae; Streptophyta; Magnoliopsida; Rosales; Rhamnaceae. The transcript has 12 exons. The record is from RefSeq and is a predicted model, not a curated record.
ACCAUAGCCCACCAAAAAAAAAAAAGAAAUAAAAAAAAAAAACUACGCACUCUAUAAAUCUCCGUCGCCAUAACCCGUAACAAAAUCAACCAUUUUUGGGGGAUUUUUUUUUUUAAUUUUUUUUUAAUUUUUUGGUUUUUCCCGUUAAGCUUUGCAAAAUUAUUAAGAACGAAAAAAAGGAACAGACCCACUUUUUAUUUGUUUAUGUAAUUUAUUAGGAUUUUUUUUUUCGACCAAUUUAGAGUGUCAGCAAAAACAAACAAAAAAAAAAAAAAAGCAGAGAUUUUCAAUUUUCAUCUCUCUGUUUUGGUAUUAAUUGGGUUUUUGAAGAAGACCCAUAUAUUUAAUAUUCUAAAGCAACCAAAAAAAAAAAAAAAAUUGAUGGGCUUUUUUGCCUCUCCGAAAAUGGAGCUUCACGGAUCAGCGGUGAGACUCUUUCUAGGGUUUUUGUUGUUGUUGUUGUUGCUGUUGACUCCGUUGUCGAAUGCGAGAUUUGUAGUGGAGAAGAACAACUUGAGGGUGACAUCCCCAGAGAAAAUCAGAGGCACCCAUGACAGCGCCAUUGGCAACUUUGGGAUACCUCAGUAUGGAGGUAGCAUGGCUGGAGCUGUGGUGUACCCCAAAGAGAAUCAGAAGGGCUGCAAGGAAUUCACUGACUUUGGAAUUUCUUUCAAAUCCAAGCCCGGUGCUCUCCCUACCUUCGUUUUGGUCGAUCGCGGAGAUUGCUUUUUUGCUCUGAAGGUCUGGAAUGCCCAGAAGGCGGGGGCUUCUGCAGUUCUUGUUGCUGAUGACAUUGAGGAACCACUCAUAACAAUGGACUCACCUGAAGAAGAUGGUUCAACCGCCAAAUACAUUGAGAAUAUCACAAUUCCAUCAGCACUCAUUGAUAAAAGUUUCGGUGAAACACUAAAGAAAGCUAUCAGUUCUGGGGAUAUGGUCAAUGUGAAUCUUGACUGGAGAGAAUCUGUCCCCCACCCAGAUGAUCGUGUGGAAUAUGAACUAUGGACCAACAGUAAUGAUGAAUGUGGUGUUAAGUGUGACAUGUUGAUGGAAUUUGUGAAAGAUUUUAAGGGUGCAGCUCAGAUUCUUGAGAAAGGUGGUUACACUCAAUUCACACCUCAUUACAUAACUUGGUAUUGUCCCCAAGCAUUUACCUUGAGCAAGCAAUGCAAGUCCCAGUGUAUCAAUCAUGGAAGAUACUGUGCUCCUGAUCCUGAACAGGACUUCAGUUCCGGUUAUGAAGGGAAAGAUGUGGUUUUAGAAAACUUAAGGCAGCUAUGUGUUUUUAAAGUGGCAAAUGAGACCAAAAAGGCUUGGAUCUGGUGGGACUAUGUGACUGAUUUUCAAAUUAGAUGUCCUAUGAAGGAUAAAAAAUACAACAAGGAAUGCGCUGAUGCUGUCAUUCAAUCUCUUGGGCUUGAUGCCAAAAAGAUUGACAAGUGCAUGGGCGACCCUAAUGCAGACUCCGAAAACCCUGUUCUGAAAGAAGAGCAAGAUGCACAAGUUGGGAAAGGAUCAAGAGGUGACGUAACCAUAUUGCCUACCCUUGUUGUCAACAAUCGACAAUACCGAGGAAAGUUGGAGAAAGGUGCUGUCCUGAAGGCCAUCUGUUCUGGUUUUGAAGAAACUACAGAGCCAGCAGUUUGUUUAAGUGGUGAUGUGGAGACAAAUGAAUGCUUGGAUAAUAAUGGAGGUUGCUGGCGAGAUAAACGGGCCAAUAUUACUGCAUGCAAGGAUACAUUCCGUGGGAGAGUAUGUGAGUGCCCUUUGGUUGAUGGAGUGAAAUUCAAGGGAGAUGGUUAUACUACCUGUGAAGCAAGUGGACCUGGAAGGUGCAAGAUAAAUAAUGGAGGCUGUUGGCAUGAAGCCCGAGAUGGGCAUGCAUUCUCUGCUUGUACAGAUGAUGGGGAGGUCAAAUGCCGUUGUCCAACUGGCUUUAAAGGUGAUGGAGUCAACAGUUGUGUAGAUAUUGAUGAAUGCAAAGAGAGGAAAGCCUGUCAGUGUCCUGAGUGCAGCUGCAAAAACAAGUGGGGGAGCUAUGACUGCAGUUGUAGUGGGGAUCUAUUGUAUAUCAGGGACCAUGAUACCUGCAUAAGUAAGACUGCAAGGGAGCCAAAAUCUGCUUGGGCUGCUGUUUGGGUCAUUAUAAUUGGGUUGGCUAUGGCUGGUGGAGGGGCCUAUCUUGUGUACAAAUACAGAUUAAGGUCAUACAUGGAUUCUGAAAUCAGAGCCAUAAUGGCGCAGUAUAUGCCUCUGGACAGUCAAGCAGAAGUUCCAAAUCAUGUUGAUAAUGAGCAUGAGCGUGCAUGAAAAAAGGUCGUCCAUCAAUAGUCUCUGAUGAAUUUUAUAUGGCGAAGCAUGGAUGUGUAUGUUGAUACGCCUUUUCUUCAUCCGGUCACUGAAUUUUUGGGGUGUAAACAUAUAAAUUUCUGUAACAUAUGUUGGACAAUAAGUUAAUGCAAAUUUGGAAAUGCCCGCUUGUUUGUUAGGACUUUUAACGUGCUGACAGUUUGAAACUUGAAAGGAAGGAAUUGAUUUGGGGGCAGAUAUUUGGCUGUAGCUUCUUACGAUUUCGUUCUAUGAAACUUGUUCUUGAUAUAAAAUCCAACAAUGUAAUUUUACUCCAGGUUAGGACAGGUUAAAACUUAAUGUAACAAUUAUCUUUUACUGAAGAGUAGCAUUUUCGUUUUUCUAAUGAAGAAGUAUUUGUUUAGUUUA